AGUGGAGACGCGGGCUUCCCAUGAUGCCCCGCGGGGCACCCAUUCAAACUGCAGGGCGAAGAGGAAUGAGGUCGUGAUGGCAGCCCUGGAGCCGGAAGUGCCGUUUGUAGACGCAGUCCCUGAUUUGGAGUGGUAUGACAAGGCGGAGGAGACCCACGUCCCCCAGAUAGAACUACUUGAGACUACGUCUGUUCAAGGACCUCUCAACCCUUCGGAACAAUUUGGUCCUAGAGACUGCAUGGUGCCAGUUGUGUUUCCGGGGCCUGUGAGCCAGGAAGGCUGCUGCCAGUUUACUUGUGAACUUCUAAAGCAUAUCAUGUACCAACGCCAGCAACUCCCUCUGCCCUAUGAACAGCUUAAGCACUUCUACCGAAAACCGCCUCAGACAGAGGAUGUGGUGAGGAAGAAACCUCGGACCGCCACUGAGACAAACAGCAAGAAAUGCCAGCAAGCCUUGGCAGAACUGGAGAGUGUCUUCAACCACCUAGAGGUCCUCUUUGCCCGGACACUAGUACCACGAGUGCUGAUCCUUCUUGGGGGCAGUGCUCUAAGUCCCAAGGAGUUCUAUGAGCUCGACUUGUCCCGACUGGUCCCUGACAGCAGGGAGCAGAGCCUGAACACGGCGGCUUGUUUGCGCCGUCUCUUCCGAGCCAUUUUCAUGGCUGAUGCCUUCAGUGAGCUUCAGGCUCCUCCGCUAAUGGGCACCAUCAUCAUGGCACAGGGGCAUCGCGACUGUGGAGAAGAUUGGUUUCGACCCAAGCUCAACUAUCGAGUGCCCAGCCGGGGCCACAAACUGACUGUGACCCUGUCCUGCGGCAGGCCGCCCAUCCCUACGACAGCCUGGGAGGAUUACAUCUGGUUCCAGGCACCAGUGACACUUAAAGGCUUCCACUAGUGAAUGAGGGCGCCUCUUAAUUGUGAAAAUACAAUGGCUGAAUUGUCUUUGCCUCUGUGGUACCAAGUCAUUCAACUCUUGCUUGGAUCUAGAGCUGCUUCCUUUUGAAGGAGGAAGAUCGAUCCUUUUGACUGCCUGCCCUCCCUUCUCAGACUUCCUGGUGGGCUGAUGGUGUGGCUAUGGCUGUAAUAAUCAUCAGUGGACAACAUCUUUUUGAAUCACAGGAUUGAUUUUACCAGAGGGUGCUGGGUCAGGUGUUUAUGCUUGGGAUUGGAAAGCAAAUAUGGGCCCACGGACACUCCUGUGAAGGACUAGUUUCUACUUUUUGUGUGGCUUUUCAGGGACAUAAUGUGGGUGUGACUCAUGAACUUAAAUAUAAAAUGAAUGAAUUCAUACUAAAUUUUCCUGGAAAACUCUUGGCUCAAAGAGACUUUCCAGCUUGUGGGUAGGGUAUUUGGCCCUUCUGCUUCAGGGUUUCCAGGAUUUUAUUACUAAUGGUCCUUUCUCUUCAUCAGCCCCAGGCCAAUAUGGAUGGUUAAGUGACUUGGCUAAGGUCCUAUAACUAGAGUGAUAGCAGAGCUGGGACUAGAGUGCUCGUCAGCUAACUCCUGGACCAACUUUCUUUCCUUGCCACAUGCUGGUUUUUGUGACCCUUAGAUUCUCUGUGCCCAAAGCAGAGAUCACCGUUGAUGUGGGUAAAAUCCUGGUAAGGAACUUAACUUACGGGCCACUCAGUGGGACCACUGUGACUUAGGGGAGUAGUCGGGCCUUGUGCUUGUUCGUAGUAAAGCCUCAGUGAAUGUGCUGAAAGAAUGGUAAGAGGGGAGGAGCUCCCUGAAAACUGUUCACCCCGCUGAGAGCAGGAGCUAGAGCUUUGUCCAUCAACAAACGGUCAGCUGUAGCCUCGAGUGCCACGGGUGCUGCUGGUGGUCUGUCAGCGCAGGAGAAGCUGCAGCUCGUCCUACUUCGUUAAGGCAGCCAUUGAUUAAAUGCAUGCCAGGUACCAAGCAUGGGAAUCUGAGGCCUGGGGUCUAAAUGGUCCUGGUGAACCUGGCUCAUCCUGCCCCUCAAAUCUGAGAGGCAAAUGCAGGGGAAUGCGGCUCUGAGAAACUGGGAUGAGAGAGAGCUAAGAAAAAGUAAAACAGGAGGGCAUUUGCAAGUCCUGACUGAACUGUGGGCUGAGGCCCCCCAGGACUGCCCUCUGGGGUUGGCUCCCUGAGGCUAAAUGUCCCUUUUGGAGUUCUCAGCCUGUCCCCACUGCAGUUGUCUGGUGGCUGUUGGCGGUUAUUGCUGCCAGCGUUGUCCUUAAGCAAACCCUGCCCUCCUGCCUGUGGCAGUUCUCCUCAGCUAUCCUGACCCUUGUUUUUAUCCUCUCUGGCUUGAUGCUGUCCUGACCACCAAAUGUGGAAGCUGUUUGUCUUUAGGGAAGGAGAACACCUGCACAUUUCCUGGAUGCAAGCUGAAAACAGAAUCCUUACCCUAUAGACGUUAGAUAUAAAUAGAGACAAUUUUAUAGAGAGAGAGAGAGAGAGCAAGAUUAUUGCCAUUGUUAGGUGCAAUUCCGACUCAUAGUGACCCUGUGUACCACAGAAUGAAACACUGCCCAGUCCUGCGCCAUCCUCAAUUCUUGCUAUGUUUGAGCACAUUGUUGCAGCCACUGUAUCAAUCCAUUUCUUUGAGGGUCCUUCUCUUUUUUCGAUGACCUUCUGUUUUACCAACCAUGGUGUCUUCCAGGGACUGGGCCCUCCUGAAAACAUGUCCAAAGUACGUGAGACAAAGUCUCACCAUCCUCGCUUCCAAGGAGCACUCUGGCUGUAUUUCUUCUGAGACAGAUUUGUUCAUUCUUCUGGCAGUCCACAGUAUAUUCAAUAUUCUUGGCCAACACCAUAAUCCAAAGGCAUCAAUUCUUCCUUAUUCACUGUCCAGCUUUCACAUGCAUAUGAGGCGACUGAAAAUACCAUGCCUUGGGUCAAGCACACCUUAGUCCUCAAUGUGACAUCUUCGCUUUUCAACACUUUAAAGAGGUCUUUUGCAGCAGAUUUGCCCAGUGCAGUAUGUCAUUUGAUUUCUUGACUGCUGCUUCCAUGGGCGUUGAUUUGUAGAUCCAAGUAAAAUGAAAUCCUUGACGACUUCAUUAUUAACUGUUUAUCAUGAUGUUGCUUAUUGGUCCAGUUGUGAGGAUUUUUGUUAUUAGGAUUUGAUAAGAUAAUGUAUGUUAAAGUGCUUAAUGUAUGUGAAGUGCUUUGUAUAUUCUUUAUAUUUUAUACUGUUUUAUGCACUUAGCAUAUAUUAUCAAUAUACGUAUGCUUAUCCCCAUUGUAUAAAUGAGGCUUGGGGAGGUUGAAUAACUUACUUAAGUGGUGAAUAACUUAAGUGGUGAAAUCUGGAUUCAAACCCAGUCCAUCUGGCUCCAGAGGCUGAGUGCUUUACACUGUGCUGCACAUCUUGUGUGGUUUUACUCUGAAAUCAUUAAACACGAUGUGCCCUGCCAGUGGUGGUAGCACUGGGAAACUGCAGGGCUUUCCUCUCGGGCUUCUGAUUCUGGUUCCUGACAUGGAACCUGCCAUUGUUAGGUGCUGAGUAAAUAUUUAAUGAUGAAAACAAAAAGGUUGGAUUCUUUUCUGUGCUGUGACCACUGGAAGCAUAUUGCAUUAGAUGGAAUUUCGGCUGUUUUCCUGUGUGGUGCUGUUACCUCACAAAAGAGGACCAGGGCCGUAUCUCCCACUCAGGGAAGGGAUGUGACUAAAGGGAGUGGGGGAGUUUUGAAACCAGAGGGCUAUAAAUUGUUUUGAGAGAAGACAUAUUAAGCUAAGGCAGCUCCCUCAAAUACUAAUUUUAAAAGCCUUCAUAAAUGAUGCCUAACCCAGUACCCAGUGCUGUCAAGUAUGCCUAGACAGUCAAAACAAAGUGAUUACCUGGGUAAUUUGGACAAUUCUCCAUCAACUUGGCAUAGGGGCCCAGGUCAUUCUGAUUUCAUGAGUCCUCUCCAAGGAAUCCAGAAAUUAAAAGAUCAAUGAUUAAUAUUAACAAAAAGCCCGUCUCCUUCCCUGACAACCAGCUUGCUGAAGAACCGGUUCCUCUGUUCGCACUUGGCUGGGGACUCCUGAGGUGGAUGUGAAGAGGUAGCCUCUGGCCCAGGGAGAGAAGAACCUCAGCUGCAGUGGGGUUCUGGCCUUUCAUCUGUGGCUACCUACUAUGGUGCCUAAAAGGAACAGUUGUGUGGCUCAGGGAUGUAAAUGUAGGUGGUAGUUGAUGGGAAAGUUUAGUCUGUAAAUGUCACCCUUUUUGCAUGCCCCUCCACUCCCUCCUUUGCCAGUGCGACCCUGUACCUUGCCCCAUUGCCUAGGUCUCCAUCUGCCACUUAACUGGAAUCGUCCUAUGAAGGGGCAGAUAAAGAGACAUCUGGGGAACACCGAAGGGAAUGCAGUGGAUGGACCCCUAUCUGUAAGAUCUGGCUUGUGGUGGUGGUGAGGAUUAACUGUCUUAAGACUUCGAGAGCCACAAGGGAUCUCAAAUCUAGUACAAAUUAUUUUCUUUCCAGAUAAUUCUGAAGCCAAAAAAAAUGACACGACUGGGGUAAAAUACAUCUAGUGUCAGGGCCGGGGCUUUUGUUUUUAUUCACAAGCUCGCGCUACACGUACAGUGAGGACACAGUGAGUGUCUAUUACGUGGAAGGACUCAGGGAAGGCCAGAGUACCCAUGGAAUUGGACUACGCUGGGUCUUCCAAUUCCACACUGUAAUCUACCAGUGUUCGGGGAAACUACAUCGUCGGCGCGACAACUGAAGACAUCCGUCCCAAACUGGAAAAGGAGAGGGAAGGGGCCAGGUUUACACCCAAGGGCUCCGCUGGGAGAAGGGCGAUCCGAC
Messenger RNA from Loxodonta africana (African savanna elephant), 4763 nucleotides. It is a transcript of the gene MAD2L1BP, whose product is annotated as MAD2L1 binding protein. Bases 77 to 895 code for a protein of 272 amino acids. The record is from RefSeq and is a predicted model, not a curated record. Gene Ontology annotation, biological process: regulation of exit from mitosis. Lineage: Eukaryota; Metazoa; Chordata; Mammalia; Proboscidea; Elephantidae. Gene Ontology annotation, cellular component: nucleus. The transcript is spliced from 3 exons.